Molecule: messenger RNA, 2473 nt
Organism: Mya arenaria
Lineage: Eukaryota; Metazoa; Mollusca; Bivalvia; Myida; Myidae
Exons: 6
Coding region: 58-546 (162 amino acids)
Source: RefSeq, a predicted model, not a curated record
AUUUAAGAAGAUGCUUUGCUGUUUUUAUAAUGCAUUGACGAAUUUUGGGGAAAAGCCAUGAUGAUGAAGGUCGCGCUGAUUCUGUCUGCUGUCGUUGUUGCGGCAACUGCAACGCCGUUCCUCCAACUGGGUGAUGACGAAACCUUGGGUGACGUCGACGUCGAAAUCUCCGUCAGAGGAGGGCAAAAGACGUUAACGUACAGAACUCCAACCGGCAACGUUCUUGACGUCACCCACGUUUUAAAAAGCGAGGGUGUCAUCGUCAAUAUUCCCGGAGAUCAGGAAGUGUGCAACGUCAGACCACUUCAGAAGACCAGCGAUGACGAAGACGAAGACGAAGAUAGAUCGACCUGCAAAGAACGAGAACCGAUGACCGAUGAAGCUGUGCCACCGAGGAUUACCGAGAUUUGCCGAGGAAAGGCGGUGUUUGCCGAGAAAUACUCGCCUUGUAAGUCCAGAGCUCGUCGAGGCUUUAGCUGCAGGCCAACUUGCCGCAGCUGUAAUGGAGGCAUAUGCUGUGGAGUCGAAUGUACAUGGACUUUCUAAGGGAUCCUGUGCUCAAGUUUUGGAGAGUCUGACUUACUGUCUGGUACAGCCUUGAUAAAAGAUCCAAUACCAUAGCUAUUGUUCGCUGUCUUUUACAGCUUUGGAGUCCGUUCUGUGCUAAUACUGCUACAAACGUCUGUUAUAUUUUGUUAAGGUACUCAUAGUUCUACAUCAUCAUAAACAGUCUUGUAAGUUUCUGACAUCAUCACUUUAACUUUCAACUCCAUUAAUUUCAGGUUAGAAACGAAAUCCAAUAACUGUGUAGUGACUGGAAUGUGUGACAUUUAUUAAUUUGGAAUAUGUUUAACCGUAUGCACGUUUAUUUGGCUACUAGUCCAUCUUUCUUAUUCAUCUAUCUCAUUAUGCAUUGCUUGAAUAAAACUUAGUUGAAAAGAUUGACUUAAUUUUGAGAAGGGGUUGAAAAGUCCUUCUCCUGUCCUACCAACACGCCAUGGUCGUAUUCCAUAUUUGGAGGAGUCGUACCAUACUCAUGUAUAUUAUAUCGUUUACAUAGUUAGGUUUUAGAACUGAAAGACAAUAGCACUGGUUUCGACAUGUUGUCGGUAAGUAUGGCCAUAAUCUAAAACAAGCAGGACAGGAAUAUGUGUUAUGCACAUAGCUUCAAUGCGUAGUUAAUUGUGCAUAAGACAAUGGUGGAUAUUAAACGACGAAAUAGUAGAGGGGACAUCAACAGUCUGACCUUAGAAUCAAAGUGAUCAACACCAGCGCCUGUGCUUCAUGCCGUUCAUAAUUUUAUGCCAUUAAAGCUUUCCAUGCACAAGCGUACACAUACAAGUUUGCUAUAAUACAGAUGGUAACACGAUGUCUUUAUACUUAUGUAGUCAAACAGUUUGAAAAUCUACUUCCCCUAAACCGCAUAGCCCAGGGGCCGUAUUCAAUAAGCAUCUUAGUGAAUAUUUUCAACUUAGUGAGAAUUUCGUAAUUUUUGACAACGAUUAUUUUAAAUACCCGCUACUUUUCAUCAGAUUUAUUCAUAUGCAUAUAUUGUUUAGACCAUUUUCUUGCUUAUUUUCAUAUUUUUGGUGUACAAACAUUGUUCGUUUUCUUAAAAUUCAAAUUAGAAAAAUGAUCCUCCGUGUAAUAGCGCAUGCAUGUUCACGCAUUUUACUGGAAGCCACUCAAAAUAUGCAAAACUGUACACAUCACAAGUUUGCAUCUGGAACAAUGUAUGAAAAUCCAGCAGUGUUAGAGAAUUAUAAGAUAAACUGCUUUUCAAGUCCAAAAUUUGUGGAGUGUAAAUAAUAAACAAAUUUUACCAAAACAAAACUUGAGCUCAACUUGGUCCUGUUAUAAGGGACUUAACGGCUGUCACUUCUUGAAACUUCUCAAGCUAAACUGGUUUUAGUAGGACUUAACGGCCGUCACUUCUUGAAACUUCUCAAGCUAAACUGGUUUUAGUAGCUUAUUUCAAUUAGCCAAAAUACGUAGAUAUCUUUAUCAUAAUUCCUAUCCAGAGUCUUGUAACGUCUUAUGCAGUAAUUAUUACGCAAAUUACAGAAAAAAAUAGGCAGCUUCACUUCAUAAACACAAACACAAGUAAUGAGAAACUUAUUCUGAAAUUAGUGACUUUCAUAAAUUGUGGGCGUAAAAUACGAACGAAUUUGUUACCUUAAUGAUGUGCUGUUCUUGUUGUGUUGAUGUUUUUUGUAUUAUGUUUGUUUCAUAAAAAUAAGACGUAAAACUAUGCCAUAUGCUUAUAAAUUAUCAUUGAUACUAGUAUAAUAUUUGCUUUGAUAAUGUUUCGAUCCAUGUUCUCCUUUAAAUAGUAAUUAGUAUAUAUUUGAUAUGUUUGUAAUGUAUUCUUAAUGUAAUACUAAAUGAUACAUUGACUAUUGUUUAUAUGUAUGAUCAUGUUGAUGGACGAUGAACUGUAUGUUUAAAUCCAAAUAAACUAUUCUGUUCUGUU